Molecule: messenger RNA, 306 nt
Organism: Cooperia oncophora
Lineage: Eukaryota; Metazoa; Nematoda; Chromadorea; Rhabditida; Trichostrongylidae
Source: the annotation of a GenBank genome assembly
AUGUGCAAAUGUCUAGUCGAUGGUUGUUGUGCGGUUUGCUGUUUUGUUGCUGUUCAUUCGGAUGCUCACUGUUUCCUGUUGUCUGCCUUAAUAGAAGAGUCAGUUAUCCGAUUAGCUUUACUUUUUGUUUAUUAUGAAACAGUGACGGCGGUCGAGAAGACGUUGGAUCACGAGAACAUAUGUCUCUAUCAUAAACUUGGACUUCAUUGGCGCCUGGUGAAACGACCAGUGGACGGUUCACGUUUAACGGAAUAUGUACUGGAACUUCAAACUCUUCCUAAGGUUCAAUUAAUGUUGCCGGAUUGA